UGCGAGGGGCGGAGCGGGGCUGGGUUGGGCGGCUGGGCCGGCCUGGGCGAAGAGAGUCCCGCCGCAGCCUGAGCUGCUCUUUUCCUGCGAGCGGCAUGGAGUGAGAGCGAGCGAGCGAGGGCCGGAGGUGGCCAGCGGGACGCAGCAGAAGGGGGACGCCGAGGCGAGCGCGAGAUGGCUGGGGAGAUGGCGCGGGGGCUCCGGCUCCUCCUGCUUCUCGCUGUUGGGACUCAAGCUAAGAUAUCCUUCACGAAGGAGCCGUACUCCCAGGAUGCUUUUCAUGGCCGCAGCGCCAUUUUGCGCUGCGAAGUGGAGGACCCAAGAGACACAGAGUUUGAGUGGCUGCAGAAUGGCGUCCCCGUCCAGGACACCGAGCGCCGCUUCAAGGAAGGGAGCAGCCUUCAGUUCACAUCUGUCGACCGGCAUCAAGAUGGCGGGAACUUCCAGUGUGUGGCCAGGAACGUAGUGACUGGAGAAGAAGCUCGGACCACAAAUGCAUCUUUUAACAUAAAGUGGAUCGAAACAGGGGGAGUUGUUCUGAAGAACCCGGCCAGAGUGGAAGAUAUACAGAGUUCUGCUCCAGUAACGUUGCGAUGCCAUAUCGAUGGGCACCCUCGCCCGACGAGCCAGUGGUUCCGGGAUGGGACCCAGAUUGAAGACGACCGAACUAACUAUUCUGUCAGCAACAAGGAACGGACGUUGACCCUCAAGAGCGCCAGUCCAGAUGACAACGGGGUCUAUUUCUGCUGUGCUCGGAACGCCAUGGCCUCGGUGUGCAGCAGCAACAACUUCACUCUCAACAUCAUAGAUGAAAGCUUUCCCCGCCCCGUGAUUGUUCCUGAGAACCAGAUUGUCAAUAGGAAUGAGGAGGCCAUGUUCCACUGCAAGUUCCAAGCUGUGCCACCUCCCACCCAGGAAUGGCUAUUCGAAGACGACACCCCUGUUUCCAAUAAGUCCAGGACGGUGCUGUUCUCCAACGGCUCUUUGCUGAUACCUCAGGUGAAACCACGCAGUGCAGGAGUCUAUAAAUGUGUUGGUCGCGGACAGAGGGGGAAGGCUGUUGUUUUGGAAGCAACGCUGCAGCUGGCAGAAAUUGAAGAUUUCACCUACCUGUUUGGCCCAAAGACGUUCAUCGCCAACAAAGAGCAGCGGGUGUCCUGCAUAGCGCCUCGGGGAGUCCCAGAACCCCGUAUCUGGUGGGAGAGAAACGGCGCCCCGCUCCCUGCGACUGGCAGGGUGCGCCAAGAAGCCGAGGACCUCGUCUUCACUAGCGUUGUAGAAAAGGACUCUGGAGUGUACACCUGUCAUGCGGUGAACAAGGCUGGAGAGAAGAAGCAGAACCUGACCAUCACAGUAGCUACUAUGCCAAAAUGGGUGGAGAAGCCCAAGGACAGCCAGCUAGAAGAGGGCAAGCCAGGAUACCUCCACUGUCUCAGCAAAGCGUCUCUGAAGCCCACAGUCAGCUGGUUUCGCAAUGCCAUCCCCAUUUCAGAGGAUUCCCGCUUUGAAAUUGCCGAGAAUGGGACGCUGCGGAUUAACAACGUGGAAGUGUACGACGGGACAGUGUUCAAGUGUGUGAGCAGCACACCAGCCGGGAGCAUUGAGGAGCAGGCUCGGGUGCACGUCCUGGAGAAGCUGAAGUUCACCCCUACCCCUCAGCCUCAGCAGUGUGUCGAGUUUGAUAAAGAGGUCACCGUCUCUUGCUCAGCCACAGGCCGGGAAAAGCCUGCAAUCCAGUGGAUUAAAAGCGACGGGAGCAGCCUGCCAGCCCGGGUCAGUCAGAAUGCUGGAAACAUGAGCUUUCGUAAAGUGACGAGGAGCGACGCCGGAAAAUAUACUUGCAUUGCUUCCAACGGCCCUCAGGGAGAGAUCAGAGCGACCGUCCAGCUCACAGUGGCAGUUUUCAUAAGCUUUAAGCUGAAGCCAGAAGACACAACCGUCUACCCGGGACACACAGCCAUGUUCCAGUGCCAAGCGGAAGGCGACCCGGCGCCACAAAUCCAGUGGAAAGGGAAGGACAGGAUUCUGGAAGUCGACAAAUUCGGGCCCAGGGUCCAAAUUAUGUCUAACAACUCUCUGGUAAUCUAUGACGUCACCAGUGAGGAUUCCGGCAAGUACACGUGCAUCGCCGGAAACAGCUGCAACAUCAAGCACCACGAAGCUUUCCUGCACGUCGUGGACAAACCGGUGACAGAAAGGGAGGGUGCACCAAGCAGCCACACUCCCUACAAGAUGAUCCAGACCAUCGGGCUGUCCGUUGGAGCUGCGGUGGCAUACAUCAUCAUUGUCCUGGGCCUCAUGUUUUACUGCAAGAAGAGGAGGAAGGCGAACAGGCUGAAGAAGCAGCCGGAGGGGGAGGAGCCAGAGAUGGAGUGCUUGAACGGGGGCACUCUGCUGCAGAAUGGCCAGACCACCGCUGAGAUUCAGGAAGAAGUGGCCCUGACCAAUCUUGGCAGCGGCUCUGCGGUCAGCAAGAGGCACAGCGCCAGCGACAAGAUGCACUUUCCCCGCACUAACUUGCAGACAAUCACUACCUUAGGGAAGGGCGAGUUCGGAGAGGUCUUCCUGGCCAAGGCAAAAGGCAUUGAGGACAACGAAACCGAAGUGCUUGUUUUGGUCAAGAGCCUUCAAACGAGGGAUGAGCAGCUGCAGCUGGACUUCAGGCGAGAGUUUGAGAUGUUUGGCAAGCUGAACCACAGCAAUGUGGUGCGGUUGCUGGGCCUUUGCCGGGAAGCUGAGCCUCACUAUAUGGUUCUGGAAUAUGUGGAUCUGGGAGAUCUGAAGCAGUUCCUCCGGAUUUCCAGGACUAAAGAUGAGAAGCUCAAGCCGCAGCCCAUCAGCACCAAGCAGAAGGUGUCCUUCUGCUGCCAGGUGGCCCUGGGGAUGGAGCACAUGUCCAACAGCAGAUUCGUGCACAAAGACCUGGCAGCUCGGAACUGCCUUGUCAGCGCACAAAGGCAGGUGAAGGUGUCCAGCCUGAGCCUCAGCAAGGAUGUUUACAGCAGCGAGUACUAUCACUACCACCAAGCCAGGAUUCCUCUCCGCUGGAUGCCCCCUGAAGCCGUCUUGGAGGACGAGUUCUCCACCAAGUCUGACGUCUGGUCCUUUGGGGUCGUCAUGUGGGAAAUAUUCACCCUGGGGGAUAUGCCCCAUUCCAAGCUGGCGGAUGAAGAGGUGCUGUCAGGUUUACAGUCUGGGAAGAUGAAGCUUCCCCACCCAGAGGGCUGCCCCUCUAAGCUCUACAAGGUGAUGCAGCGCUGCUGGGCUCCCAGCCCGAAGGACCGCCCGUCUUUCAGCGAGAUCGCCAACAUGCUGGGAGAGAGCCCAUCCGAAAGCAAGGCCUGAGCAGGGAGGUGCUGCCCGCCCUCCUCUAGCCGGGGUUGGGACACAGCGGCAGCCUGGCUUUUGGCAUUUUGACUGUUACAGACUCCUCAAACCGGGACCUAAGAGUUGAAACCCAAAGGGACCACGGGAUUUUUACACGCAGCCCCCACGUGGAGGGUCACAGACACAGCGGUCCCGAAGACCUCGAGGCCUCUUUUUUCCUACAAGGCCCACCCACCCCUGUUCCCUUGCGCUCUACCAGACUGCGCUCCUCCGGGUUCUACCUCCGAUAAUCCGCAGGGCUAGUUGGAAACAGCGACGUCCCAGAGAUGAAGGGGAAUCUGGGAGCUACCGCGGGCCAGUCACAAAAAGAGAGUCUCUGUGGUGAUUCCUCUGUCUCGGGACAUCUAUCCUUUUCUCCCUCCCCUUGAACAAAACCCCUUUGGGGAAUCCUUUUAGCGAAAAGCACAGCCAGGUUCCUUCCAGGAGCUAGAAAGUGUCUUAACAUUGGGGGGGGGGUAGCGUGCAGCAUGCUGGGGGCUUUUUCUGUGCUGCUAUGCAGCCCACCAGGGGUUUUUUUGUGGGGGAGCACUGGGAAGAAGUCUAAAGUAAGCCCUGAGCAACGCCCAGGGGGAGGCUGUCGGCUUUUGUAUUUACAGCAAAACCGUGUCCCAGCGCCUGCCCAGGUCCACCUUCUGGGUUUGGCAUUUCUUGCUGCCUUGAUUUAUAUUUCUCAGUGCAAUGGCUUCAGCAGCAGGAACUCCCAACCCUGUGCACCGGUCAUUUUCGAACACCUCCUUCCCCAACCUUCUGCCAUAUCAGUUGAGCUGACCUAGGAGGCUUUGGAAGGCAACCAACCCCAGCUCCACUCCCUGGGCUGUACGCCUUAUCUGAACAGGGUCUAGCAGCCUUUUUGUGUGGCCAUAUUAUCCCCGCCAUUUUCUUGGGAGGUUGCCCCCUUCCCCCUUGCACAGAAUCUGGUGUCCCACCCACACUGGAAAGGAGGACCCCCCCUUCCUUGCCCGUCACACGCAGUCCUUUUCUUUCAUCCGGCGAGGAACCUGUAUAUUUAUUAAGCAGUCCUUCCACCUCUCUUCUCCUCGUGUCGUCCAUCUUGUCAGGCCUUCUGGCACCUCCCUGCGUAUCCAAAAAAACAGAGCAAAGAACACUUAAGUGCCUGGCAUAUGAAGGAGAUUUUUCACUAGCUUUCCUGACUAUCCAAUGCCGCCUUUUUAUAUGAUUAUUUGGGGCAAUGUUUGUUUUCCUUUCUUUCUUACGUUUUUUUUUUUUAAAGUUGACACCUCUCAGCCUUAGUAAUUUUUUUAUAUAUAUUAUUACUGGAAUUGCAGCCUAGAGUCAUUUUUUUUUUUUUAGUUUCAGUUUGCUUAAGCAGAGGGGUAGAACAGCCAACAGGUGUUCUUUUUUAAAAACAAAUAAUAUGCUGCUCUCAAUAAAGAGUCCCUCACUUUUUAAAAAAACCCAAAA
This is a messenger RNA of Podarcis muralis (Common wall lizard), 4809 nucleotides long. It is a transcript of the gene PTK7, whose product is annotated as protein tyrosine kinase 7 (inactive). The record is from RefSeq and is a predicted model, not a curated record. Gene Ontology annotation, molecular function: axon guidance receptor activity; ATP binding; protein kinase activity. Gene Ontology annotation, biological process: homophilic cell-cell adhesion; synapse organization; protein phosphorylation. NCBI's taxonomy places the organism in Eukaryota, Metazoa, Chordata, Lepidosauria, Squamata, Lacertidae. Gene Ontology annotation, cellular component: neuronal cell body; plasma membrane; axon.